GCACUCUUCAGCGGCCGCCGAGCCGAGCGGACGCCCCUCGGGGCCGCACCGCAGCCCCCCCGCACCCCUGCUUAUCAUGCCCCGAGCCAGGGCCUGGCAGCCGAAGCAGCCAGGACACCAUGCCGGAGGGCGAAGGUGGAGACUGCGGGGAGGUGCCCGCGCUCGUUCCGGACGGCGAGCCGCUGCGAGAGGAGCAGCGGCCCCUGAAGCAGUCCCUGGGAGGCUCUCUGUGUCGAGAGUCUCACUGGAAGUGCCUGCUCCUUACACUGCUCAUCCAUGCCUGUGGGGCUGUGGUGGCCUGGUGUCGCUUAGCCACUGUGCCCCGCCUGGUCCUGGGGCCUGAGGCAGCCUUGGCUCGUGGGGCUGGCGGUCCACCGCCCACCUACCCAGCCAGUCCCUGCUCGGAUGGCUACCUGUACAUCCCAUUGGCCUUCGUCUCCCUCCUCUACCUCCUCUACCUGGCCGAGUGCUGGCACUGUCAUGUGCGGUCAUGCCAGGCGCCUCGCACCGAUGCCAACACAGUGCUUGCCCUGAUCCACCGGCUGCAACAGGCUCCGCCCUGUGUCUGGUGGAAGGCCACCAGCUACCACUACGUGCGCCGCACACGCCAGAUCACCCGCUACCGCAAUGGGGACGCCUAUACCACCACACAGGUCUACCAUGAGAGGGCGGACAGUCGCACAGCUCGGGGUGAGUUUGACUACAGUGCACAUGGUGUCCGUGACGUCUCUAAGGAGCUCGUGGGCCUGGCAGACCACGCAGCCACGCGGCUGCGUUUCACCAAGUGCUUCAGCUUUGGGAGUGCUGAGGCCGAGGCCUCGUACCUCACGCAGAGGGCCCGCUUCUUCAGUGCCAAUGAGGGCCUGGACGACUACCUAGAGGCCCGGGAGGGCAUGCAUCUGAAGGAUGUGGACUUCCGUGAGUCCCUCAUGGUCUUUGCAGACCCCCGCAGCCCACCCUGGUAUGCCCGAGCCUGGGUCUUCUGGCUGGUGUCUGCAGCCACGCUGUCCUGGCCACUGCGAGUGGUGGCAGCCUAUGGGACAGCCCAUGUGCACUACCAAGUGGAGAAGCUUUUCGGUGCCAGCUCACCGCCCCCAGGGGCUGUGCCCAGCGGACCACCACUCUCUCGCGUGGCCACCGUGGACUUCACAGAGCUUGAGUGGCACAUCUGCUCCAACCGGCAGCUGGUGCCCAGCUACUCGGAGGCUGUGGUUAUGGGUGCCAGCUCUGGGGCCUACCUGCGAGGCUGCCAACGCUGCCGCCGCUCGGUCAGCAGCAACUCCCUGCCUCCUGCCCGCCCCAGCGGGCCUCGCCUACCCUUCAGUCGCAGCCGCCUCUCGCUAGGUGCUGGGGGCCGAACCACCCCAGGGGUCUUCCGAAGCUUAAGUGGAGGUCCCUUGGGACGCAGAGGGGAGGACACGGAGCCUCUGGAAAGCCCUCCGUGCUAUGAGGACGCCCUUUACUUCCCGGUGCUCAUUGUCCACGGAGACAGCGGCUGCCGGGGAGAUGGGCAGGGUGCACUCUGAGGUACCCGCUCCUACAGUCCCAGAACACCCCUCUCUUCUCACCAUCUCACCACGGGCUUGGAUGUCUGAUUAACUGUCGGAAACAGGAAAGAAAACAGACCAGCCACGCACAAGGGGUGGGAGUGGAGUGGGAUCCUUAGACUGAAAUGCGGUGACACAUGGUCCUCUGAGGAGGAAGUAAAUGCCAUCUAAGUUGAGUCUGUGAUCUGUCCCCAGCAUGGCUCCCCCAACCAUCGCCAUGUUCCCCUGUGAUAGCAGAUGAUGCUGGGCAGGGAGAGAAGCUUCCAGAAAGACUGGGAUGGGGAAGAGACCUGAGCACGGCCGCCUGCCUCUCUGCCACGCUGAGCUACAUGUGGGGCCCUCCAGCAACAUAGAAGCACAAACUGGUGGCCUGGGACCAUGGCCAGCUGGGAUUGCUGUCCUGAAGCUGAACAGCUGGCUGUGGCUACCCCAUAGCUUGGUCCCCUGCCCACCAGAGUUUCCAUCUUCCUCUGCUCCAUUCUUUUUGUCUGCCCUCUGGCCUCUGCUCCGGGCAAGUGCCCUGAUUAUCCCUAGACCCUAAGGUGUGGUUAGUCCCUCCACAGCGCCCAGCUCUCAGAGCACAGACUUGCUCUCUGCCCCCACCUUGGUCUCCCUGGUUCCUGCUGCACCCUCAUUACAUCCAGCUUUCCUUGUGACCCAGGUUUUCCAACUCUGAGCCCCAGCAUCCUAAAAUUCAUAUCUGCCUCUGUCAGCCACGCAGCACCUUGUCUCCACCAUCCCUCCGGGCUUCUCUGCUCUUCACCUUCUGCGUGAUCCACAGGAUGCAGGACUACAGGGCAUCCGAGGGGCUCUGCCUUGGCCACAGCCUCUUGGACGAUGCCCUGGUUGCCUUGAAGGCCCCUGCUUCUCCCAUUCAUGGAGCCUGUCCAGGGGACACCAUCCCUCCCUAGGGAGAACAGACUAGUCCCUUCCCUUCCAACUGGGGAUUCCACCCCCUCUCAGGGGCUGGCGGGGGAGGGAAGAGACAGAGAAAAUUAAAUAAAGUUAUGAAACGGGAGAGGUUUCACACGUGUGUUCCUGGGUGAUGGGUCCAAGGCCACUGAGUACAGAGUCAGGUGUAAUGGUGGGCUCAGGGAGGAGACCCAGAGGUAGCGUCUAGUAUUCAGACACACAGGGUGGGAGCCUUUCUGCCUCCCCCAGGGCCUCUGAGACCCAGCUUUGAGAUGGCCUGAGUAGCUGACUACACUCAACCCCAGUAUCAGAACUUGAUUACAUAGUAUGCAUUGUCCCAGGUGACUCCUCUUCCAACCUGGUGGCAAUUGCAAACCUGCUGGGCAUGCAGAGGACUAAGGGGUGAUGUCUGCUUCCCACUGUGGGGAGAAAGGUAUGGCUUGUAACCCAAAUACAGUUCCAUUUGUGGCCACUGAGCAGUCUGGGGCAAGUUGAGGGAAAGAAAGCUGAAACAUGGGCAAGCCAAAAUGGAAUCUAAAGAAAGAGAAUACAGGAAGGGCCUCACUCUUCUGAGUGAGGUGUCAAUGUUGUAUGCAGAGUUUGCUCACGAUGUCUACUAUACACGAGUGCUAGGCUGCGGGGAAGCAGGAGUAUAAUUAGUUCCCGAGCUUUGAGUAGCAUGGGGAAACAGAAGCCAAGACCCAUGGCUCUAGGACAAACACCAGAGUCUGUGUUGGAGCUGGAGCCAUGGUGAAUAGUUGAAAAAGAAGAAAGCUGAGGCUUUACAUGAAGACAACGUCCAGCUGCCUGCAGGGAAGUCUAGCUCAGUGGGUAGAGUGCUUGUCUAGCGUGCAAGUGGCCCAGGGUUCCAGCUCCAAUAACAUGAGUAGCAAGUGUGGUGAUGUGAGUCUAUCAUCCCAGUGUUCAGAAGAUAGAGGCAGGAGGUUGGAAUUUCAAGGUCAUCCUUAGCUAGGUCUGGAGUUCAAGAUUAGCCUGGGAGACCUGAGACUCCAUAUAAUAAACAACUGAAGUAGAAAACCUACAGUACCCAAAAUACCAAGAAAUCUUCCUGGGGGAGGUCUCUGCCCUUCCUUCUCCUCUGAUACUAUAGCUACCAAGUGCUCACAGAACCUUCUUUCUUCCUCAAUGUAUAAAUCCAACUGUAUCCUAGAUGGCAGUGACCCCAGCCAAAGGCAACAUUCUACACUCCCUUGCAUGGAUAGUGUGACAUAAUUCUAAGACAUAGUCAGAAGGAGUGAGAAGGGAUUUUUUUAAAGUAUUAUUUAUUUUAUGUAUAUUUUGAGUACACUGAAGCUGUAUGCAGAUACACCAGAAGAGGGCAUCAGAUCUCAUUAAAAAUGGUUGUGAGCCACCAUGUGAUUGCUGGAAAUUGAACUCAGGACAACUGGAAGAGCAGUUAGUGCUCUUAACCACUGAGCCAUAUCUCCAACCUGAGAAGGGAUUUCUAAUGAUGUCUUUUAAGAUAAAAACAAUGUUGGAGAAA
Molecule: messenger RNA, 3963 nt
Organism: Mus musculus (house mouse)
Lineage: Eukaryota; Metazoa; Chordata; Mammalia; Rodentia; Muridae
Gene: Tmem151a
Product: transmembrane protein 151A
Exons: 2
Coding region: 120-1526 (468 amino acids)
Cellular component (GO): endosome membrane; axon; membrane
Source: RefSeq, marked validated